AUGUCAGACGACGAAUUUGAAUCAGGAGGACUUUUUGAAGAACCAGAAGGGUUCACUCCACCCCCACCAUCAUCCCAUUUCGCAAAAUACACUAGAAAAUCCACCACUGUCACCCCUACCGAAAUCACCUUAAAACUAGUUGGAAAAUCACCACUUUGGGGCCAUUUAUUAUGGAAUGCUGGGAUAUAUACUGCUGAUUAUUUAGAUAAACAUGCUGACACACUUGUAUCGGGUAAAAAAGUGCUUGAAUUGGGUGCUGCUGCUGGAUUACCUUCGUUGAUUUGUUCUUUAAAUAAUGCUAAGGAAGUUGUAUGUACUGAUUAUCCUGAUGCUGAUUUGAUUUCACAUAUUGAUUAUAAUUUUGAACAUUUAAAGAAAGAAGGAGGGGAUAAGAUGAGUGACUAUAGAGUCCAAGGAUAUAUCUGGGGUCAAAAUAUUGUGCCAUUAGUAUAUGGCCCAGAAGAAGAAGGUAAGUUACAGGAACAAGAUAUUAAAGAAGAAGAUAAGUUUGAUUUAAUUAUCUUAUCUGAUUUGGUGUUUAAUCAUACUGAACAUCAUAAAUUGUUGAGUACUUGUCGUAGAGGAUUGAAAUCUACUGGGAAAUGUUUGGUUGUUUUCAGUCCUCAUCGUCCUUGGUUAUUGGAAAAUGAUUUGGAAUUCUUUACAACUUGUGAACAACAUGAAUUUAAAUCAGAAAAGAUUGAAUUGGUGAAUUGGAAACCAAUGUUUGAAGAAGAUGAAGAAACCGUUGAAAUUAGAUCAAGGGUUUAUUCUUUCUUCUUAAAUCCACAAUGGUAA
Molecule: messenger RNA, 798 nt
Organism: Hemisphaericaspora subhashii
Lineage: Eukaryota; Fungi; Ascomycota; Pichiomycetes; Serinales; Debaryomycetaceae
Product: S-adenosylmethionine-dependent methyltransferase
Exons: 1
Coding region: 1-798 (265 amino acids)
Biological process (GO): peptidyl-lysine dimethylation
Molecular function (GO): protein-lysine N-methyltransferase activity
Source: RefSeq, a predicted model, not a curated record